Pistacia vera is the source of this 1745-nucleotide messenger RNA. RefSeq names its product phosphoribulokinase, chloroplastic. The transcript has 5 exons. Lineage: Eukaryota; Viridiplantae; Streptophyta; Magnoliopsida; Sapindales; Anacardiaceae. Gene Ontology annotation, cellular component: cytoplasm; chloroplast. Gene Ontology annotation, biological process: carbohydrate metabolic process. Bases 297 to 1532 code for a protein of 411 amino acids. The record is from RefSeq and is a predicted model, not a curated record. Gene Ontology annotation, molecular function: ATP binding; phosphoribulokinase activity.
CAAAGGGUAGUCACAGAAACCCAUACACAAAAACAAAAACACCACAUCAGCCUUCCAUCACUAGAGAAAAAUAAAACAAACUGUUUUCUUUCUUUCUGUCCAUCCAAACAAACUGCCAUCUGUAUUCUGUCAUCAGCCCUUUACCUCCUCUUAUUUGUGUCCCAGAAUUUUCCUGAGAAAGAGUCCAAAAAUACUUCAUAUUAUGUUAAACUACUGCUAAAAGAGCUCCAUUUUUAGAGCCCCAUUUGCAAAAUUUCAUCAUCUCCUUUAGAGAACCAAGAAGAAAGAGAAAACAAAUGGCCAUUUGUACAGUGUACACAACACAAUCUUUGAACUCAACAUGCUCAAUCUAUACACCAACAACAACGAAAACCCAAUUGAGCUUUCACCAAAAGCAGCUGGUUUUGUUCAGCAGCAGCAAGAGAAGUGGCAGCAGGAGAGGUGGAAGUAACACGUGCGUUAUCACAUGCGCAGCCGGGGAUUCACAGACGAUUGUUAUCGGCUUGGCGGCGGAUUCCGGCUGUGGAAAGAGUACCUUCAUGAGGAGGUUAACUAGUGUUUUUGGUGGCGCAGCCGAGCCACCGAAGGGCGGCAAUCCUGACUCUAACACGCUCAUAAGUGACACCACCACUGUCAUUUGUUUAGACGAUUAUCAUUCUCUUGAUAGAACUGGAAGAAAAGAGAAGGGCGUCACGGCUCUUGACCCUCGAGCCAACAAUUUUGAUCUCAUGUAUGAGCAAGUUAAAGCUAUCAAGGAUGGCGUUCCGGUUGAAAAGCCUAUUUAUAAUCAUGUUACAGGUCUCUUGGAUCCUCCUGAGCUCAUCAAACCUCCAAAAAUUCUUGUCAUUGAAGGUUUGCAUCCAAUGUUUGAUCAACGUGUGAGAGACCUCUUGGACUUCAGUAUCUACUUGGACAUUAGCAAUGAGGUUAAAUUUGCAUGGAAAAUUCAGAGGGACAUGGCAGAGCGUGGACACAGUCUGGAGAGCAUCAAAGCUAGUAUUGAAGCGCGAAAGCCAGAUUUCGAUGCUUAUAUUGAUCCACAAAAGCAAUAUGCUGAUGCUGUGAUUGAAGUGCUACCGACUCAGCUGAUUCCGGGUGAUAAUGAAGGAAAGGUUUUGAGAGUUAAGUUGAUAAUGAAAGAAGGAGUAAAGUAUUUCAGCCCAGUUUAUCUGUUUGAUGAAGGUUCCACUAUCUCAUGGAUACCCUGUGGAAGGAAACUUACCUGCUCAUACCCUGGCAUCAAAUUCUUUUAUGGCCCCGAAAGUUAUUUCGGCCAUGAGGUUUCUGUUCUGGAGAUGGAUGGGCAAUUCGACAGAUUAGAUGAGCUCAUUUACGUCGAAAGCCAUCUAAGCAACAUAUCUACCAAGUUCUAUGGAGAAGUUACCCAACAAAUGUUGAAGCAUGCUGAUUUCCCUGGCAGUAACAAUGGAACAGGUCUCUUCCAAACCAUUGUUGGUUUGAAAAUAAGAGAUCUCUUUGAACAAAUCAUCGCCAGCAAGGCUGCGGCUCCAGUAGAAGCAACUAAAGCCUAAAACGGACUGCCUUGUAUAUGGAACAAGGCACCGAGGUUCUUUAAAUCAUCUCCUUCUUUUAGUUUUUUUCUCAAAUCCCUUCUUGUUUCGGUUGAGUGUUAGGCAAUUCCUCAUAAAACACUCCUAUGUAUUUAUUUGUUCCUGUUAUAAUCUGUGGAGACUUGUUAAUAUAAGAGAAGCAAAAGCAGAAAUCAAGUUCAUAGAAAUUUUAUA